CGCCGGCUUCGUCAUCUUCGGAACAUCGCUGCACGUAACAUUAUCAAUAAGAAUGGUUAUCGCCUCUUGGAUACGUACUUCACUCUUCACUUGUGUGAUAACGCCAAGAUAUACAAAGAAUUUUAUAAGAGUGAGGUGAUCAAGAAUUCUCUGAAUCCGACAUGGAGGAGUCUGGACUUUGGAAUAAUGCCUGAUCGCCUUGAUACCUCUGUCUCUUGUUUUGUUGUGAGGAUCUGGGGUGGCAAGAAGGAGCACUUUCAGCUUUUGAUUGAAUGGAAGGUCAAUCUAGACGGGUUGAAGUACUUGGGCCAGCAGAUACACGCAAGAAACCCAAAUGAGAUUAUUUUUGGUCUCAAUGAUGGUUAUUACGGAGCUUCAUUUGAACAGAAGGAUCACUCAGGUACCCUGAAGAAUAGUCUUCUCCAGGUGGAUCAGAACUGUGUUCGUAACUCUUACGAUGUCUUCUCUUUGCUUAGGCUUCACAGAGCCCAGUGUGCAAUUAAACAGACUCAGGUAACUGUUCAGAAAAUAGGAAGGGAGAUUGAAGAAAAGCUGAGAUGUACAUCUACGAGCAACGAACUGAAAAAGGAGAGUGAAUGUUUACAGUUGAAGAUCCUAGUGCUACGUAAUGAACUGGAGAGGCAGAAGAAGGCCCUUGGUCAAGAAGUAGCCUUGCUGCAUAAGGAGAAAAAUACUUUGCAUGACAGAGAAAAUGCAUUUGGGACUGAAUACCAGAAACUUCAAGAGCAUAAUGAAUCCCUGCAUGAAUUAAGAAAGGAAUGCACUGCUAAGAGAGAACUGUUUUUGAAGACAAAUGCCCAGCAGACUAUUCGAUGCAAGCAAUUGCUGUCGGAGCUAUCCUAUAUCUACCCUAUUGAUCUGAAUGAUCAAAAGGAUUACUUUGUUUGUGGAGUCAAGCUUCCUAAUUCUGAAGACUUCCAAGCAAAAGAUGAUGGAAGCAUUGCUGUUGCCCUGGGCUACACCGCUCACCUGGUUUCAAUGAUAUCCUACUUCUUACAAGUGCCACUCAGGUAUCCUAUAAUUCACAAGGGCUCCCGGUCUACAAUCAAAGAUAAUAUCAAUGACAAACUGACGGAGAAAGAGCGAGAAUUUCCUUUAUAUCCAAAAGGAGGGGAGAAGCUUCAAUUUGAAUAUGGAGUGUAUCUUCUCAACAAAAAUAUAGCACAG
Molecule: messenger RNA, 1188 nt
Organism: Pelecanus crispus (Dalmatian pelican)
Lineage: Eukaryota; Metazoa; Chordata; Aves; Pelecaniformes; Pelecanidae
Source: RefSeq, a predicted model, not a curated record